AUGGGCUCUCCGAUAUCUGGAUCGAUCAGCUUUUCAGAUCCUUACGAUGAGUCUGAGCUCGGGGUCUUGGCUCCGGCUCUUUUAACUUAUGUCUCACCGCCUUCUUUGGAGUGGCGAAAAGAUUACCAGCUCUCUUCCUCCGUCGUCCUUCGCGUCCCUUCUUCGUCUGAGCGUGGGACUCAUCCGGCCCGUACGGGCGGAGAAGCCAAUGUUCUCAGGGCCCGUGCCCUUCCUCUUGCGCAGCGUCAGGUGGCCUAUCUCCUAAGUCCCGCCGUGUUGGGUCGUAUCAGGCUUUGGGACGGCAUGGUUAAAGAGCAUCCUAUGGAGAUCUUAACAGGGAAAAUGAGACUAUUUCGGCGCGGAAGGGUGUUGCUACCUCAGUCGCUUCGGGGGACGACGUUAUGA
Molecule: messenger RNA, 405 nt
Organism: Eruca vesicaria subsp. sativa (arugula)
Lineage: Eukaryota; Viridiplantae; Streptophyta; Magnoliopsida; Brassicales; Brassicaceae
Source: the annotation of a GenBank genome assembly